Messenger RNA from Neogale vison (American mink), 2459 nucleotides. It is a transcript of the gene SLC22A17, whose product is annotated as solute carrier family 22 member 17. The transcript is spliced from 10 exons. Bases 410 to 2113 code for a protein of 567 amino acids. Gene Ontology annotation, cellular component: membrane. Gene Ontology annotation, molecular function: transmembrane transporter activity. The record is from RefSeq and is a predicted model, not a curated record. Gene Ontology annotation, biological process: transmembrane transport. Lineage: Eukaryota; Metazoa; Chordata; Mammalia; Carnivora; Mustelidae.
CGAAGGUUCUGCUGACGUGGGAAGGGGAGGAGAGUCUGGAGGAAGGGGAGGGGAAAGCAGCGCAGAGAUCGCAGAGACGAAGGAGGCGCCCGCGGCUGCAGAGCUGCAGAGCGGGGUCUCUCUGGCCACUGUGUCCAGGCAUCGGGCUCCCCACUGGGCCAAAGGACAGCGCAUCCUUUUGGUGCGGGCCGGCAGGGCCCCUGCGGUCAGCAAGCUGGCUCCCCGGGUGGCCACCGGGACCCCCGAGCCCAAUGGCGGGGGCGGCAGCAAAAUCGACAGCACAGUAGAGAUCACCCCCAGCCCCAACGGAGUCGGGACCCUCGGAGAUGCGGUGCCCACGGAGCAGCUGCAGGGUGAGCGGGAGCGCGAGCGCGAGCGGGAGGGGGAGGGCGACGCGGGCGGCGACGGAAUGGGCAGCAGCCUGUCGCUGGCCGUGCCCCCCGGCCCCCUCAGCUUUGAAGCGCUGCUCGCCCAGGUGGGGGCGCUGGGCGGCGGCCAGCAGCUGCAGCUUGGCCUCUGCUGCCUGCCCGUGCUCUUCGUGGCGCUGGGCAUGGCCUCGGACCCCAUCUUUACCCUGGCACCCCCACUGCAUUGCCACUAUGGGGGCUUUGCCCCCAACGCGUCUGGCUGGGAGCAGCCCCCCAACGCUAGCGGCGUCAGCGUCGCCAGCGCAGCCCUAGCAGCUAGCGCCGCUAGCCGCGUCGCCACCAGUACGGACCCCUCGUGCAGCGGCUUUGCCCCGCCGGACUUCAACCAUUGUCUCAAGGACUGGGACUAUAAUGGGUUGCCGGUGCUCACCACCAACGCCAUCGGCCAGUGGGAUCUAGUGUGUGACCUGGGCUGGCAGGUGAUCCUGGAGCAGAUCCUCUUCAUCUUGGGCUUUGCCUCUGGCUACCUGUUCCUGGGCUACCCGGCGGACAGGUUCGGACGUCGAGGGAUUGUGCUGCUGACCUUGGGGCUGGUGGGCCCCUGUGGAGUGGGAGGGGCUGCUGCAGGCUCCUCCACAGGUGUCAUGGCCCUCCGAUUCCUCCUGGGCUUUCUGCUUGCCGGAGUUGACCUUGGUGUCUACCUGAUGCGCCUGGAGCUGUGCGACCCAACCCAGAGGCUUCGGGUGGCCCUGGCAGGGGAGUUGGUGGGGGUGGGGGGGCACUUCCUGUUCCUGGGCCUGGCCCUUGUCUCUAAGGACUGGCGAUUUCUGCAACGAAUGAUCACCGCUCCUUGCAUCCUCUUCCUGUUUUAUGGCUGGCCUGGUCUGUUUCUGGAGUCUGCAAGGUGGCUAAUAGUGAAGCGACAGAUUGAGGAGGCCCAAUCCGUGCUGAGGAUCCUGGCUGAGCGGAACCGGCCCCAUGGGCAGAUGCUGGGAGAAGAGGCCCAGGAGGCCCUGCAGGACCUGGAGAACACUUGCCCUCUCCCUGCAACAUCCUCCUUUUCCUUCGCUUCCCUCCUCAACUACCGCAACAUCUGGAAAAAUCUGCUUAUCCUGGGCUUCACCAACUUUAUUGCCCACGCCAUUCGCCACUGCUACCAGCCUGUGGGAGGAGGAGGGAGCCCAUCUGACUUCUACCUGUGUUCCCUGCUAGCCAGUGGCACAGCAGCCCUGGCCUGUGUCUUCCUGGGAGUCACCGUGGAUCGAUUCGGCCGCCGGGGCAUCCUGCUACUCUCGAUGACCCUCACUGGCAUUGCGUCCCUGGUCCUGCUGGGCCUAUGGGAUUAUCUAAACGAGGCUGCCAUCACCACCUUCUCUGUCCUUGGUCUCUUCUCUUCCCAAGUUGCUGCCAUCCUCAGCACUCUGCUCGCUGCUGAAGUCAUCCCUACCACUGUCCGGGGCCGAGGCCUGGGCCUGAUCAUGGCACUGGGGGCUCUGGGAGGGCUGAGUGGCCCAGCUCAGCGCCUCCACAUGGGCCAUGGAGCCUUCCUGCAGCACGUGGUGCUGGCAGCCUGUGCCCUCCUCUGCAUCCUCAGCAUCAUGCUUCUGCCGGAGACCAAGCGCAAGCUCCUGCCCGAGGUGCUCCGGGAUGGGGAGCUGUGCCGCCGGCCUUCCCUGCUGCGGCAGCCACCCCCUAACCGCUGUGACCAUGUCCCACUGCUUGCCACCCCUAACCCUGCCCUCUGAGUGGCCUCUGAGCACCCUGGCAGGAGGCUGGCUCAUACCGAAAGGUGGCAUAAGGCCCUGGCAAGCAGAUUGGGAGGACCGAGUGAGGAAGGCAGGGCUGCCCAGAAGGCUCAGAGGCACCUCACGCCAGUCAUCAAGGAGGGCUCAGAGGGUUGUCCCCACCCCCAGCUCCUCCCUGCUGCUUUGUGUUCAAUUCCUUGGCAAGAGUCAGGGGACAGGGAGUGAGCUCUACAGUGUAACCGCUAGGUCUGGGCUCCAUCCUGUGCCCAAAGACAUCCUCCCAGACCUCAUUCUUUCUUGCUCUAUCAUUCUGUUUCAAUAAAGACAUUUUGAAUAAAUGAGCAUA